This is a messenger RNA of Macadamia integrifolia, 1811 nucleotides long. RefSeq lists its product as uncharacterized. NCBI's taxonomy places the organism in Eukaryota, Viridiplantae, Streptophyta, Magnoliopsida, Proteales, Proteaceae. The transcript is spliced from 3 exons. The record is from RefSeq and is a predicted model, not a curated record. Bases 1 to 1539 code for a protein of 512 amino acids.
AUGUCAAAAAAAUUAUCUAUUUUACAGGUGUCUCUUGGAACUGAAAAUGCUGGAUCAAGUGAGAAAAUUAAAAAACAGAACAUAGAGGAGGAAGCUAUGAAGGAUUUCUUUCUCGCUGUAGGAGAAGAAACAACUAAAAAGGCCCAUCAAGAAGAGGAAAAGGAUGGACCAGCGGUCGAGAAGGAAUCAAACAAUUUGGACCCCAAAGAUCAGAAUAAUUUAACAAGCAGCCAAAAUGAUGCCUCGGAAAACCACAUUCCAGAUGAAGAGGUUAAGAGUUCUCAUUUUGUACCGGUGGAGGAGGACUUAGAAACAACAGCUUCCACUGACAAGAAGGAUAUUAUGACCAUAAAAGAAAAUCUUGAUGUUUCAUCUACUCCAAACACACCAGACGAAGAAGCACCCAAGGGAAAAGCAGUCAAUGAGCCCCAGGAGGCCCCUCACCAAGAGCCUACAGAGCUGAUUCACAAAAGCAUCAUAACAAAUGAAGUGAACACAGAAAGCACUACAGAAAAAAUUGUUGCAAAGGAAUUCAUUGAAGUUGGGAAGCUUAAGACAACCUCUUCAGACUUGGUAUCUAACCCAAGUAACAUUGUAGAAGACUUACAUCCAAAAGAGCAAGAGGUACCCACCAAUAAAUCCAAUGCUUCAUCUCUCACUGAGAUUUCACAAGCAAAAACACCAAAGCAAGAAGGCCAUAUGACAGAAGAUGAAGAAAGAAACAGUUGGGUGUUGAUCAAGCUAGAAACAGGUGAAACAAGCCUAGAAACAGGAGAGAAUGAAGGGUAUCCCAUUAACAAUGAGGCUCCAGUGCAAGAAAUUUUAAAGAAGGAUGCCAAGGAGAUGAAUGAUGCUGACGCCAAUAUUGCAAAUAGGGGAGAAACUCCAGCUCCAAAAUGGCAAGAAAGGGUGAUUUUCCCAUCCACUGAACAGACCAUUGAAGAAAGUAGCAUCAGAGACAGCCCUGAAGUGCCUGAUACUACAGGUAACUUGGUCUUUGAAGAGCAGAGCCAUGUAAAGACCAGUUUGAUGCAUGAAAUUGAGAAUUCAAAAAGCACCAACUUCGAGGAUGCUGACACCUUUGAGAAGAUUUCUAUAUCUGAUGCCCAGCCUUCAGACAGAGAGUUACCCCAAAAAGUGGAUAGUGUGAUGCUCCCAGAAGUCACUGAAAUCUCCCAAAACAUUGAGAAGCUUGAAAAGGCAGCUGAUGCAACAACUGAAGAGAGUACACAGACAAAGAUACAGACUAGAGAUAUAGAUAAUCCAUCAGUGCCACAACAUUCAAUUGUGGAAUCCAAAGAGGGAGAUGAAGUAGAAGAUCAUGGACCCGGAGAAGCAAUGGGAACUGAAUCAAAAGAGAAAGGGGUAGAAUACAGCGGAGAAAUUAUAAUGGAAGAUGUUAAGCCAAUGCACAAGAAAUCUCACAAUAUACUGUCGGGUGUAGGGUCCAAGGUCAUGCAUUCAUUUGCAAAGGUAAAGAAGGUAAUUGCUUGUACGCACCCCCCUCCCGAAGCCACCUACACCAAAAUAAGAAAAUGAGUAGCUUGGUGGCUGUUUAAGAACAGUUGGGACAUGCUCAGAUUGGAAAAUGUGUGUGGUGUGGCUUGAAUAUUGCAUUGCAUUGUAAAUAUAUGAUGAGUACAGAAGUUUGAGUGUGGCGUGAAGUUGUGUGUUUUUUAUUGCAUGGAGUUGUGUAAUUUGAGUAACAUAGAUUUUUCCAUUUUGUACAAAGUCAUGUAAACAUGAAAGAGUUCCUACUUCAUUGUGAAUAAUAGAAAUACAGUAAUAUAUUCUUUGGGUUUGUACAGUCA